Molecule: messenger RNA, 2401 nt
Organism: Beta vulgaris subsp. vulgaris (sugar beet)
Lineage: Eukaryota; Viridiplantae; Streptophyta; Magnoliopsida; Caryophyllales; Amaranthaceae
Exons: 14
Coding region: 604-2082 (492 amino acids)
Cellular component (GO): chloroplast; cytoplasm; mitochondrion
Molecular function (GO): ATP binding; ATP hydrolysis activity
Source: RefSeq, a predicted model, not a curated record
ACCUCACUACCUCCAAGAGAAAAAAAAUAAAAAUUAUGCUGUGCUUUGAAGUUUGAUGACCUGUGUGCUAAUGAGUUUAAUUUUCUAACUUUGUGAUUAUUAUUUGGUUUGUUUGUGCAUUUUUUUUGUUUAAUUCUUUGUACUUUUUUUAAGAAUGGUUGUUUGGAGGGAAAUAAGAUCAAAUUAAGUGAAUAAUUCUGGAAAGCAUGAGUUUUUUAUUGUGGGUUUUUCAGAAAUAUUAGUUGGGUUUUUGAGAACUAAGAAAUAAAGUACAUACAACUCUGCAAUAAUUAUGUAUCUAAUUUACAUGCUUUAUGAUGCCACUUGUGUAUUCAUCUGUACUUUCGCACCUGUCUUUUGUCCUAUGCUUUUUCUUUAAUAAUUAGUUUAUAAUUUGGAACAUUAUGCUUGUUGAUUCACAUGAUGGUGCUAUUUUGUUGUGGAGAAUCUCAACUUGACAAACAGUCUAAUUGCAAUAUAUGUUGGUAUUGUUGGAUUGUUACAGAACUUUGUAUCAUUGUGAUACGUUGAGCCACAGUUGAACUGCUACUUCAUUGGAGUGGUUGAGUAUUGUUCCAUCUCCAUUGUGGUAGAGUAUAGAAAAUGAGAAUAUUGGCUCGUUGUAUUUGCCAAUAUCAAUCAAUCUUAAGGCGCCAAGGAGAAAGUUAUGCUAUGGGGUUGGCAAGGAGAAGUUAUUUGGCGAAUGGGAGAUUGAGUUGUACACGUGACACCAUUCAGAAUCUGCAAGUACAUAGAUAUGCACAUCCUUUUAACAUAAUAUCAAGAACUUUAUCAGUUGAUGCUGUGCAAAUUAAUGAUGGAGAUGGGAUCAAUGGAGGCCCCCUUGUGGAGUAUGAAAGACGAGUUGCUGCAGGUGAACUAUUUGAUGGUGAUCUAUGUCAGCUAGACACCUUGAGAGAGCUUCAGAGGCUCUAUGACGAGCUUGUUAAGAAAGCUGAUGAAUGUCGGUUGGAUCGCUAUGCAACAUCAGAAAUAUCGAGGAGUAGGUGGUUAUGGUCCAGAUUCAUUCCACAGUCGUCUUAUUCCCCAGUGAAAGGAUUAUACCUUUACGGUGGAGUGGGCACAGGGAAGACCAUGUUAAUGGACUUGUUUUUCGAACAAUUACCUAGCAACUGGAGAAAAAGGAGGAUUCAUUUUCACAACUUUAUGCUCAAUGUUCAUAGCCGUUUGCAGAGACAUAAGGGUGUGGCUGAUCCACUUGACGUUGUUGCUGAUGAGAUAUCGGAUGAUGCAGUUUUGUUAUGUCUUGACGAAUUUAUGGUAACUGAUGUGGCUGAUGCAUUGAUAUUGAAUCGCCUAUUUGGACACCUGUUUAGCAAUGGUGUUGUUCUUGUUGCAACUUCAAAUCGUGCUCCGGAUAACCUUUAUGAAGGUGGCCUACAGAGAGAUCUUUUUCUACCUUUUAUUGCUACAGUCAAGGAAAGGUGUACGGUGCAUGAAAUUGGUUCAUCGGUGGAUUAUCGAAGGAUGACUUCGGGCGAGCAGGGGUUUUAUCUAGUUGGACUGGAUAUGUCAGGUCUUCUGAAGGCAAAGUUUCAGCAGCUAAUAGAGGAACAUCAGCCCCAGGCGCAAGAGGUAGAAGUGGUUAUGGGAAGGAAAUUACAGGUUCCAUUGGGAGCAAAUGGAUGUGCUUAUUUUCCUUUUGAAGAGCUGUGUGAUAGACCUCUUGGAGCUGCAGACUAUUUCGGAUUAUUCAAGAAAUUUCAUACCCUAGCACUGGACGGUGUGCCAAUUUUUGGGCUUCACAAUAGGACGGCAGCAUAUCGGUUUGUCACUUUAGUUGACGUGCUGUAUGAAAACAAGGCUAGAUUACUGUGUACUGCUGAGGGAAGCCCAUUUGAACUUUUUGAAAGAGUUGUAACAAUAUCUGAUGCCAAGAACAUGGCACGACGGACCUCUUCAAGAUCAAGAAAGUGUGAUGUUGCUGAUCUUUGUGUGGACAAUGAACUAGGAUUCGCCAAGGAUCGCACAGUUAGUAGAUUGACAGAAAUAACUAGCAAAGAGUACCUAGAACAGCAUGCUGCAAUAUUAGCCACGAGGCAGCUCGAAGAAGCAGCUUAAACAGAGGGAAGCAGCUGAAGAUGCCGUGGAAUCUUUAACAGUAAUGUUGUGAGAUCAAACUUUACAUACAAGUAAUGUUGUAUUACCAUAAACUCGCCUGGAUUGCGAGUUUGGUUCAAAAGUGGGAGAUGGAAUGAUCCCUAAUACAAUAAUACCAGCAAAAGCCGAAUAACAUGAUUUUAACCUGUUGUAAAAUUACAGUUUAGUUCUUGUUGUAACUUGUAAGUCUUCAUAAUUAGUUUCCUCAUUAAAUGAGAAGAUGUGAGUUGUAUAUAACAGCACAAGGGUUUCAAAUUUCAAUGGCAUUUCUCCUUGAUUA